AUGUCGGGAUUCAAGAUGGCGAUGCCUGGAAAGGGCAAGGCGCGAGGUCGUGGCCAAAGCACACUGGCUGCUUUUGGCGACGACGAGCCGAGCCCAAAGAAACGGCUGCUCACACUGCCUUCGGAUGCCCGGCCAUCAGGCAAAGCGGGCGACGAGCCUCCUGUUGUCGAGCCGCCGACUGCCAAGGAGUCUAGCCCACCAGCAGAGGUUGAGGCAGAUGCUUUAGAUGCCUUCAUGGAGGACAUCACCGCCAAAGCUGCCGAACCUGCUGGAGAUGACACGGCUUUCUCGAAGAAGGCCUUGGCGUCCUGGGAAGAUAUGCCGGCAGACGACCACGUGGCCUCAUACUGUGAGCUCUGUGACCAGAAUGCCAGCAACGAAGGCAACGAAGGUGAGGACGAGGAGGACGAGAACCAGGAUCGGCGGCGGAAGCCCAUCGAGCCCCUGCCAAGGGUGAACCAUGAGGAGAUCGAGUACGCCGAGGUGGAGUUUGCGUUUUACAAACCUCACCCAGAGAUCGAGAUCCUUGGCGAGGAGGAGGUCGCUAGUCUCAGAAAGGCCUUUGGAGCCCUGGGAUCUGUGGCCAUGGCAGGCAUGGCAGGCUAUGAAAGCAGUCCGAAAGCUACUCCAGACGCGGCUGGCUUCGUGGUCUUCGAGGUGGCAUGCUCUCAGACCCGGCCGGGGGACGCAGUGUUUGUCGUGGGAAGCCACGAGGCGCUGGGGGCUUGGAAGACCGCCAUGGCCCUGCCUCUCGAGACGUCGAAGGACACCUUUCCCAAGUGGAGGUCCGCUAAGCCGGUCCCUCUACCUGUCGGUUACAACGUGGAGUACAAGUUCUUGGUGCAGAAGGAAAGCCGAAAAGGGCCAGCUCAGUGGCAGAGCUUCCAGGGCAACUACAGGGUCACCCCGGUAGCCAAUGAAGUGCUCCUGGCCACUUCGGACUGGACAAAAGCUUCGGCCGAGCUGUCCAGCCUUGGCCCAUCUGGCCCAUCCGAGAAAGAGCCUGAGAAGGAAAAGGACACCAAGGAUCGGGCCGCUGCAAAGCAGGAGAAGGAGGAGAUCCUCCUGAAAAUGGCAGAGAGUGGCGUGGACAAGGCAGCUGCUGAAGUCACCUCAACCUGUCCCUUGGCCGUGACCUUGGAGAAUCGCGAGAUGAGCAGGAGGAACUUCUCCCAGAGCCUUCUGGCGUUGGAUGCCACAGAGCCCAGUCCAAGCCAUGCCCAAGACAAAGACGUCAAAGACGUCAAGUUGGACUCAAAAGACUCGAAAGAGCCCCAAGACUCGAAAGACCAAAGCGAAGCAACCGACGCCAAGGACGCUUCGCCAAAAAAAGAAGCCAAAGCCGAGCCUCAGGAAAUCCCCAAGGAUGAUUCCAGCAAGGACGUCGUGGUCGUGCAGACGCCCUUAGACGAAGACUUGGAGGAUCUUGAGGUGCCACUCCGAAACGAUGAGUCAUCCUCACCAACGCGUGGUGUCUCCCUGAGGCACAUCACGAGCUUCUCAGCUUUGGAGACCGUGGCCGAUCCAGAGACGAAGGCUGAACAUCGUAAGGGGAAGAAGACUGCGCAGUCGCACUACGACCCGUACAAUCUCAAUGUUCCUGUUGUUAUUGUGAGCAGCGAGGUUGCGCCAUACUCGAAGACAGGAGGUCUAGGCAUGGUUGCGGCGUCCUACGCCUUCGAGUUUGCCAGGAACGGUCACCGGACCAUGGUGGUCUCCCCCAAGUACAAGCACUUCGAGGGGAUCAACUACAUCGGAGAGACGCGUGUCCGGGUCAAUGACACCGAUGAGGUUGUCAAGUACUUUCACAUGCGCAAGGACUAUGAGGAUGGCAAGGGGACCGACUACUUGUUCAUUGAAGGGUCCGGCAUUCAGAGAGACGGCGGUCUCUACAACGACAAUGAUGGCCGCGAGUAUCCGGACAACCUCUACCGCUUCACCUUGCUCUGCUUGGCCGCAAUGGAGGCGCCCCUCAUCCUUGACAUCAACAAGCAGGGCAAGUAUGGUGAUAAGGUGAUUUUCCUGGCCAAUGACUGGCAGGCAGGAAUGGUCCCGGUGUACUUGUGCUACAAGUACCGGCGGCACAACUGCUACUCCCAGGCACGAUGCAUCUAUGUGAUCCACAACAUGGGCUACCAGGGCCAGUACCACGGAUACGAUGCUUGCAGGUUCUUCGGCAUUGAUGACAAGGCAGCUGGAGACUUGGUGCUGGGCAACUGCGUCAACCUGUCCAAAGGAGCACUGAUCUGUGCAGACCGGGUGCUGACAGUGUCGCCGAACUACGCAAAGGAGAUCCAGACGCCACAGGGUGGUUUCAAUCUGCAGGACUUCGUGUCGGCAAAGGCCGCAUCCCUGCGUCUGGCGGGAAUCCUCAAUGGGAUUGACGAUUGUUGGGAUCCUGCAGUGGAUCCGGAUGUCUUCGUGCACUUUAGCGUCGAGGACUUCGAGCAGGGCAAGAAGGAGAACAAGCUUCAGCUUCAGCGAACGCUGGGGCUCGAGGAGAACGCCGAGUUGUGCCUCAUUGGCUUCGUUGGGCGCCUGACGUGGCAGAAGGGCGUCGAUGUGAUGGCUUCCAUGAUCUCGUGGCUGAUGACGGACACGGGCAAUGGGGUCACCGGCCGCGUUCAGCUGAUCAUGAUGGGCAACGGGGACCGGCAGUACUCUGACACACUGAGAUGGGCAGAGUCCAACCACAAGGGCCGUGUUUGCGGCUACGUCGGCUUCGACCCGAAAGUGGAGCACCAGAUGAUGGCGGCCUGUGAUCUGCUCCUGAUGCCUUCACGCUAUGAGCCCUGUGGCCUACCCCAGAUGUACUCGCAGAUGUACGGAACCUUGCCCAUCGUCCAUGCGACUGGGGGCCUGGUGGACUCCGUGAAGGACGUCUCGGAGGGGGUCGAGGUCGCCACCGGCUUCCUCGUGGCCCCGCUGAGCUCCGACGCGCUCAAGGAGACCGUCUAUCGCGCCGUGGAGCUGAAUUUGAAGCGAAAGGAGGACUUCUGCAGAAUGCAGCGGACAGCCAUGCAGAGCGACUACUAUUGGCCCAAGGCCAUGGAUGAGUAUGAGCGACAAAUUGACAUCGUGCUCUACGAGUGCGGAACGGUUCGAUGA
Symbiodinium natans is the source of this 3108-nucleotide messenger RNA. Lineage: Eukaryota; Dinophyceae; Suessiales; Symbiodiniaceae. The record is from the annotation of a GenBank genome assembly.